Drosophila kikkawai is the source of this 879-nucleotide messenger RNA. It is a transcript of the gene sphe, whose product is annotated as spheroide. The record is from RefSeq and is a predicted model, not a curated record. Gene Ontology annotation, molecular function: serine-type endopeptidase activity. Gene Ontology annotation, biological process: proteolysis. Lineage: Eukaryota; Metazoa; Arthropoda; Insecta; Diptera; Drosophilidae.
ACUCGCGUUGCGCAGUUCCGCACUUCCAUUUCAACCGCCGUCGCGGGUAGUACUUACAACCGAGCAACAUGCAACAGAGAUCUCUGAUUCUGGGCCUGCUGGGCCUCUCCCUGCUGCUGGUGGCCGUUCAGGCUCGUGGACGCAUCAUGGGCGGCGAGGAGGCUGGCCUGAAUGCCACGCCUUUUGCUGCCUCCCUGCGCGUGGACAAUGCCCAUGUGUGCGGAGCUUGCAUAGUCUCCGCAACAAAGGUCCUGACCACGGCCCACUGUGUGUAUCGCGAUGGAAAGCUCCUCGCCGCCAGUCGCCUUUCCCUGCGCGUGGGCAGCACCAAUCAGUACGCCGGCGGACACAUUGUCGCCGUGGACUCGACCAAUGUCCACCCGGACUACUAUCAGCUGCAAAACAACCUGGCCGUGCUCACCCUCAGCUCCCCAUUGACCUUCACCGAACGCAUCAAGGCCAUCGAGGUGGCCGCCAGCGAUGACGCACUGCCCGCCGAGGGCUCCGAGGUCAGUGUAGCCGGCUGGGGACGCACCACCGAAGGCACCACCUCGUACAAAAUCCGUGAGAUGGCCCUCCAAGUGGCCACCGAGGCGGAAUGCCAGGAGGCAUACAGCGAUCCGGCUGGUGAUAGCUUCUGUCUGGCCCAUGAGCUCAAGGAGGGCACCUGCCAUGGUGAUGGUGGCAGUGGUGCUGUCUACCAGGACAAGCUCAUUGGACUGACCAACUUUGUGGUGGGCGCCUGUGGUUCCCGUUACCCCAAUGUCUUUGUAAAGCUGGCCCCCUUCUCUGAGUGGAUUCAGGAGCAGUUGGCUUGAGUCUUGUUUUUUUUAAAUAAAUAUUAACAUUUUUAAGAAAUAUUAAAUAAUAUUAAAUAAA